CAGAUGUAAAUCUGACCACGGCUCUCAGCUCUUGAAUUCCAGCAUCUUUUCCAUCCAACCCUUUCUAUUUUCAGAAUCUCUGCGAAGAUGGCGUGGUUGUGCAAGCACAAAUAAUCGGAUCCAGAAAGUGGUGCUUGCGAUUGCUUGCCUGUACACUUAAACCCACAUGGAGAUGGCAGAAGCAGAAGUAAGCUCCGUUAGUGCACCAGAACAGCAACUUCAAAGGGCUACUUCACCUCACGCUAGGAAACCUCUCCUUCAUUUCCUGGAUGACCCACAAGAGCACAGAGAUAAAUACCUGAGGAUAUGUGUUCCCCUUUACAAAGCGGCCCUGAAAGGUGAUUGGAAAGCAGCGAAGCACAUCUUAGAGAAAGAAUGGACUCUACGUCGUGCUGCCAUAACCUUGCGCUGGGCGACAGUUCUCCAUGUGGCUACCGGAGCGAAUCGAAUUCACUUUGUGAUGGAGCUGGUGAAGAUUAUGGAUCCACAAGACUUAGAAUUGCAAGACGUGAAUGGCAAUACUGCGUUUUGCAUUGCUGCAGCAACUGGGAAUUUACAGAUUGUUCAAAUAAUGGAAAGCAAAAACAAAAACUUGCCAAGAAUAAGGGGUGGCGCCGGAAUCACUCCUCUUCACAUGGCUGCUUUACAAGGAAAAAGUGAAAUGGCAUGGCAUCUAUAUUCUAAUACUGUUGAAGAUUUUGAAGAUGCCGAUUGGACUGUUCUGUUGUUCUGCUGUGUCAAUACUGGAAUCUACGAUUUAGCAUUGCAGUUGCUUGUAAAGAAACCAGAUCUUGCUUUUAAGAGGGAUCAAACUAAUGAGACAAUAUUGCAUAUAUUGGCUCGAAGGCCUUUAGGUUUGAAAGAAGAAAAGCAACGUCAACUUGUACAAUUCCUUUGGAGUAUAUUUCUUACUCAAGAUGAUGAGAAGAUUUUGGGCAACAUAAGAGUACCGUCACAAGUAGUAUUUAAUGCCACAGAAGCUGGGAAUUUUGAGUUUCUGACUGUGCUUAUAAGUACCUAUCCAGAGCUGAUAUGGGAAGUUGAUGAAAGAAAUCGAAGCAUAAUUCACAUUGCCAUUUUGCAUCGGGAUGCUAAUAUUUUUAAUCUCCUACAAGACAUUGGCCCAAUCAAAGAUUUCAUAGCAUGUUUCCUAGAUAACGAAGAUCAAAGCAAUUUAUUACAUAUGGCUGCGAAGUUGGCACCACCAGAUAAACUAAACUUAGUUUCUGGAGCAGCAUUUCAGAUGACUCUUGAGUUGUCAUGGUUUGAGGAGGUCAAGAAGAUAUUACCACCACCAUUCAUAGAGAUGAAGAAUGCAGAAGGCUUGACUCCUCGCCAACUAUUCAUAAAAGAGCAUCAAGGGUUAUUAAGUAAAGCUGAAUCAUGGAUGAAGGGAGUAGCAAACUCUUGCAUGAUUGUUUCAACUCUUAUUACUAUGGGAGUAUUUUAUACUUCAUUUAAUGCGCCAGGUGGUAUCAUUGGCAAUGCAGGAAGCCGUAAUUACUUGGAAAAAAGAGCAUUCCUAGUAUUUGGCACGUCUAAUGCAAUGGCAUUGAUUUCAUCAUCAACCUCCACACUCAUUUUCUUGUCUAUCCUCAUCUCACGCUAUGCAGAGCAGGAUUUUCUCAAGUCACUACCAUUGAAGUUGAUAUCUGGAUUCGUUGCACUUUCCAUGUCCAUAAUAAGUAUGAUGGUAGCAUUUGGUAGUGCCUUCUUCACUACAUACUAUUAUGGUUUUAAGUUGGCUCCUAACUUCAUUUCUAUUCCUAUUUUAGUAUUUGUAUCUUUACUUGCAUUUUUGCCAUUUCCAAUUUGGUUUGAUAUAGUCUAUUCAACCUACUUUUGUAGGACUCUCUUUCGACCAUGUAAAUAUAUGCUUUGUUAAGAAAGGAGGCAGUCAUCUUUAUGAGUAAUGAAUAACUCCCUAUAAUGUACUGAGGUAGACUAAGAGUGAAUUCCAUUUUUUGAUUUUAUGC
Messenger RNA from Neltuma alba, 1976 nucleotides. RefSeq lists its product as uncharacterized. Gene Ontology annotation, cellular component: membrane. The transcript has 7 exons. The record is from RefSeq and is a predicted model, not a curated record. Bases 167 to 1885 code for a protein of 572 amino acids. NCBI's taxonomy places the organism in Eukaryota, Viridiplantae, Streptophyta, Magnoliopsida, Fabales, Fabaceae. Gene Ontology annotation, molecular function: protein binding.